This is a messenger RNA of Phragmites australis (common reed), 698 nucleotides long. RefSeq lists its product as uncharacterized. The coding region runs from base 302 to 550 and encodes 82 amino acids. NCBI's taxonomy places the organism in Eukaryota, Viridiplantae, Streptophyta, Magnoliopsida, Poales, Poaceae. The record is from RefSeq and is a predicted model, not a curated record. The transcript has a single exon.
AACCGAACCGGAUCCGGGAAGAGCCGUACAGGCGUUGAAAGAACGGUGUGCCGAGCAGGAAGGAAAGGGGGGCAUCGUUAUAUAGGCGUGGUACGCUUUCCCCGCUUCGCCAUCUCCUCCUCCCGUGCGGCCUCCGCCCCCGCUUGCGCAGAAGCGCAACCUACCACUGGCCACUGCAGAGCACAGCUACUAGUAGUAGGUAUACGUAACUGAGUGGAGUGGUAGAGGCGAGCGCGCGGGAGGACGCCUCCGCUGCACGCGCGGGCCUCUCUGUGCAGCCUUGCAGGAGGAAGAGGAAGGGAUGGCGGCCGUGGUGGCGGCGGUGGAGGCAGGGGUGGUGGCGGUGGCGAGCGGGAGGAGCAGCAGGCUGCUGCGGAGCCUCUACUGGCGCCUGCGCGCGCUGGUUCGGCGGCUGCAGUCGGAGCGGGCCAGGCGCGGGCGCCGGUUCAGCUUCCACUACGACGCGCUCAGCUACGCGCUCAACUUCGACGACGGACGCGCCGCUUCCGCCGCCGACCUCGUCCUUGUUUCCAGCGACGUGCUUCGGUGACGGACUGAUUGAUUGUUAUCGUGGGCACUGGGUUUCUUUGGGGGGCGGGAGGUUUGUGCAGUGGAAGAUGAUAGGCUGGGGUGGGCCGUCGGCGUUUCUUGUGUGCUGCGUGCUUCUUGAUUUAAAUAGGACCUGCGAUUUCGGUUCU